AUGAUCUUUACGAUCGGCUCCAAUCAUCUUGAAGGCACUGAAGCGAAUGACUUGAGCUGGAAAGCAUGCUUGGGGAGAAGCGUUCUGGGGUACUAUGAGAACAACCCGGUUGAAGAGGUUCGCAAUCGUGAAGAUUUUGCCGGUCCGAUCGAACACCCGACCUCAGCCCGACCUCAAGUCAAGCUACCAGGACAUUGGGAGUCGACCGAUGCUACAACGGUCGAAGGAGGAGGAGGAGGAGGUCUGAAGGAUGGCGAGAUCGAUGAUGCUGUUCAAUUAGACGGAACGGACCUUGGGGACGUAGAGUUGGAAGACCUAUUGGAGUUGGAAGAGGAAGAUGGAAAAUUGAUCGUUGACACCUCAGUGAAUGAGGAGAGCUUGGCGGACUUCCUCAGGAAUGCUCCUCCACCACCACCUGAACCGACUUCGGUACAAGGUGGGCCUCAACGCCCAAGCUAUGAGCCAGCUGAGAUUCUUACUCACGAGUGGAACAAAUACCGUGACACUGUCAUUGCAACCGCCGGAGUCGAUCAACUGAUCCGAAACUUUUACUGCUUCUACAAGCAGACAGGUCAAAGGUAG
This is a messenger RNA of Mollisia scopiformis, 582 nucleotides long. RefSeq lists its product as uncharacterized. Lineage: Eukaryota; Fungi; Ascomycota; Leotiomycetes; Helotiales; Mollisiaceae. The transcript is spliced from 3 exons. Bases 1 to 582 code for a protein of 193 amino acids. The record is from RefSeq and is a predicted model, not a curated record.